Echinococcus granulosus is the source of this 1848-nucleotide messenger RNA. RefSeq lists its product as hypothetical. Lineage: Eukaryota; Metazoa; Platyhelminthes; Cestoda; Cyclophyllidea; Taeniidae. The coding region runs from base 1 to 1848 and encodes 615 amino acids. The record is from RefSeq and is a predicted model, not a curated record. The transcript has 2 exons.
AUGACGUCCGAGAUAAUAAAAUGUGCACUAGUAGAUGGUUUAUUCCACGGUUUCGUUCCAGGAAGUGAAACCAAGGCCAUGAAUCAUGGCCCGUGGUCAUCUAUCCAACACUCACUUAUCCAAACAACAACGAAUAAAGCGUAUGGACCAAAGACUGUACAGACCCGUAAUUAUGUAAAGUCUACUUUUGGUCUAUCAGUAAUGCCAUUUGAGGGCGAUGACUACGCAGCACUUAUCCGAAGUGCCCCACCACUGAUCCAAACUGGUGAGGAAAGUAAUCUUGUUGAUGAUCAGGUUGUGGAACUUUUACAUGCUCCUCUUGCCUCAAGUCAACCGACACAAAAAGCAAUGCAACAAGAUGCUGAGAUCCAGGUGAAUAUUUCUAUCAAAGUCUGGCUUGAAGGCUGCAUUCCGGGGGUCAAUGAUGACGAAUUGAACGAAUGUAUCAUUGUCUUGAUGAAUGAGCAGUUCCGACGUCCAUCCUGUCAAAGGGAACAUGAUAUCAGCGGUUUCAAGCAACAUUUUAACCGCUCUUGUCAAACCGCUCCCAAUUUUGUUAACUUGGCUCAGACGAUCAAGUACAAAGAAGCCGACAUUUUAAGGGUGGAUAAGACAUGCCAAACGGGACAAGUCCAAGUUAUCUCGACUCAUCAUAAGGAAGAAAGAGAGGAUUGGUCCCAGGAGUGUGUAGAAGUUGAGAAGGAAAUCAUUCAAAUUGAAGAUGACCUGCAGCAGCCUUCUGAGUCAAGGCUUUCAUAUUUGUUAGAAAAAUCUUUGGGGAUUUCGGUGGUUCACGUCUUCCGUCUCCGUGUGCGUAUACUGGAAUACGAGUUAUGCGACGACUUCAAACGCCUUCUUACACCCAGCUGGCAGAAAAUGAUUGAAGUGGCUAACCAAAAAACCGGAGUCUUUACACCCAUGGCCAUCGCUUUGCACAGAAAGUGGGUACGUAUGAGCAACCAACAUCCGCACUACGUGGAUUCGAUUAGAGGCAAGAAUCUACCAUUUGAGGAAGCCUUCUCUCUCGGUUAUGUGCGCUUGGCCUCUUUGCCAAAGCUACUGGACCCCCGCGGUCCUCUAAUCUUUAUUGAGAGAGAAUCUUUUGGGUGGCAUUCAGUUCGUGGCUAUGGAUAUGUAAGAAGCGUUAAUGAAACAAGAAUGGAAUUCGAGGAGGCCUGGCGUGCCGGUUUCAUUCGCAGAACCGGCAAUGGUACCCGCGUCACCGUUUGGGAUGAUCAUCUUUCUAUGUGGAUUCCUGCUGAAGAGGCAGUGGCAAAGAAUGUGCUUCUAGUCUCAACGAAUAGGGACUUUAAAGUCUCUAAGGUAAGAAGAAAGCUGUUUAGGGUGUCAGCCAUUCGACCUGGAGGAUUGCAAGGCCAAUGGCUCAAUCCACUAGAAGCACUCACUUACGGUAUGUUCGAGUGGCAGAAGGGAAACGUGGCAGAUACAUGGCUCGCUCAACCACGAAUUACACAACCCACUCUUAGUGAGGCCAUUUUUGUGCCCCCAACACAGGAAUUCAUACCGCUUAGUUGGAAGUGUUUCUACGAGGCCUGGAAGGAGGGCUGGGUACGUCUAACUCAGGAACCCAAUGCAGACAUGGUCUCGGUGACAGACUUCGACAAUAGGCGAGUGGUUAAAACGUUUAUGAAUCUGGUGGUAAAUCCCCUUGAAUCCACCAAUAGAUCACUCUCGACGCACCUACCUUUCGGACAUCCCUGGUCAGGAGCAGAGGCAAAACCAGCACCGCCAGCAAUUGCCGUGAGAAAAACCACAAAAAUUAAAGUGAAUAGGAAGCAGAGUCGAAAGUUGCAGUAUUAUUCUCUCCAACAUGACGAUUUCGCGUAA